Molecule: messenger RNA, 1912 nt
Organism: Nicotiana tabacum (common tobacco)
Lineage: Eukaryota; Viridiplantae; Streptophyta; Magnoliopsida; Solanales; Solanaceae
Product: putative disease resistance protein RGA3
Source: RefSeq, a predicted model, not a curated record
ACAAAGGAGUCCACUACCACCCACUUUUUUGGGAUGUCCUAGUACGCUGCUACUAAAAGAAAUGUUUGAUCAUAACAAGGCAGCUGUGGAGCAAGACAAAGAUAAAAGUUCCAAAAUGAAGGAUGAAAUUUUUGAAAAGGCUUGGAAUUUUGAAGCACAUUUGAGGUCCUGUUUACAUUGUUGCCUCUUUCCUGAUAGCUACGAAUUUGAGAAGCAAACAAUGGUCCAAUUAUGGGUGGCCGAAGGUUUUUUUGAACCAGAAGGGGAUAGAAUGGAAGAUCGAGCCCGCGCUCACUUUGAUAACUUAUUAGAAAAAGAAUAUGUGGUUGCUACUGAAUUUGAUAGCUUUGGGGCGCCAGUGAAAUACAAGGUCACAGACGCGAUGCAUCGUUUUCUGCAAAUUGCACCACAAGUAGGUGUAAGUUAUUUGAAAGUAGAGGAAACUGAUCAGUUGGGCAGUGUCUCAGAACAAAUGCAACACUUAUUUUUGAUCUCAAAGAACAUUAAACCCACAAGUUUUAAGAUUCUCAGCAGGUUCAAGCACUUGCACACAUUAGUGUUGCUUUGCGAACAUGGUUCUUCUAUGGGACGUGUACCACAGGAUCUUUUCUAUAGUGUGAAGCAGUUGAGGAGUUUGAGUUUGCGUCGAAGUGGCAUAUCUGAAAUACCAAUUUCUAUUGGGAGCUUAAAAUCUUUGCGUUACUUCGAUGUCUCAGGAACACCAAUCAAGUGUUUGCCUGAAUCUAUAGUCCGUCUUCAAAAUUUGCAAACACUAAAACUUGAUGGUUGUGCCAAUCUUGUUGGCUUACCUUUGAAAAUAAGCAAAUUAGCUAACCUCCGCCACUUGGAGUUUGAUUUACGUGGUCCAAUGCCGGUUAAGAUGGGGAAUCUAACCAAUCUACAAACAUUGAGAGCAUUCCCGGUGGGUACGGAGGAUGGUUGUCAUAUUGUGGAAUUAAAGCAUUUAGUUAACCUCAGGGAGUCAUUUUGUAUUUCAAGGCUUGAAAAUGUUUUGAGCUCCCAUGAAGCGAAGGAAGCAGCCAUGACCAAUAAGAAAUACAUUCGUGAACUAGAGCUAAGAUGGGGGUAUCGUUGCAGUGGUAGUUCAAAAUCUGAAGAAGAGAUAUUAGAUUUCCUUAAACCUACUGCAUGCCUUCAGAAAUUGCGAAUCCUUUUCUACAAUGGUUCAAUAUUUCCCAGUUGGAUAAACAAUGGUUCAUAUCUCUGCAACAUUGUUAAUCUUACUCUACAUAGCUGCAGAAAUUGUCUUGUCCUGCCAUCGCUUGGGGGAUUACCAUCACUAAAAGUUCUUUACAUAGUUGAGUUUUCGGAGGUGAGGUUUAUUGAUAAUCACUUCCGUAGAAGUUAUGGUAAUGAAGUGGAUCACGCAUUCCAAAGCUAGAGAAGUUGACAAUUGGUGGCAUGCCUAGUCUAGAAGAGUGGUCGGGAGUGGUAAAUGGUGACUUUCCCUGCCUUUCUUAUUUAAGAAUAAGUAGCUGCCCCAAACUGGUUUCCCUCGAAUGGCUUUCAUUUUUGUGUUCUCUAAAAAGUUUGGAGAUAAGUGACUGUGAGAAAGUUUUCUUGCUGGCCAACUAUAAGCUUUCAUCUUUGCUUGAAUAUCUGAGUAUAACAAAUUGCCCAAACCUAAAAAAAAUAUUCUGCAAGCGUGAAGCUAGUGGUGCGUCUCAGAUAGCUCAUGUGCCUUUUAUACGGAUUGAUUUUGAGAAGAUUUUGUUGAAGGACGGAGAAACUAAGUGUUAAACCAAGGAUUUCUAUGUACUUCUUACUCUAUUAGAUGUGAAGGUAUAAGCUGGAAAUAGACAUGAUCUUGGAAGAAGUUCAUCACCUUGUGCAGGUAAGCUGCACUACAACUUUAUUUAUUUUUAUAAGGAAGCAUUACAGGUAUUAUUGU